Molecule: messenger RNA, 3769 nt
Organism: Hippopotamus amphibius kiboko
Lineage: Eukaryota; Metazoa; Chordata; Mammalia; Artiodactyla; Hippopotamidae
Gene: WDR3
Product: WD repeat domain 3
Exons: 27
Coding region: 370-3201 (943 amino acids)
Biological process (GO): maturation of SSU-rRNA
Cellular component (GO): small-subunit processome; Pwp2p-containing subcomplex of 90S preribosome
Molecular function (GO): protein binding; snoRNA binding
Source: RefSeq, a predicted model, not a curated record
CCUAAUCAACCCGGAGCCUCGUGGAGGCCUAGGCAGGUACCGUGGGCCCGCGGCAGCUGAAUGCUUUUGCUCCGCUCCUCGGGUUUGUUCCGUCCCGGCGGAGGCCUUCGUGGUGCCAGCAGCAGGCGAGGCAGGGGAAUUUGGGGCCGGUCUUUAGGGUGGAGGGGAACCUGGGCCAUUUAUUGAGAGAGCGUCACUGCCGUCCCGGGAGGGUGCGGGCGCGUGCAGUGAGGACCUGGCUCACCUGAGGAUGCUCUGACAGCGUGGUGGGUGUGCGGAACUCCCACCUCACCCACUCCUGACUGAAGACUUGGUUUAGGGACGUCUGACAGGUGCAGCUGCCUUAAUUGUGGUAUCAGUUAUUAGAACAUGGGGCUCACCAAGCAGUACCUACGCUAUGUUGCCAGUGCAGUUUUUGGCCUUAUUGGCAGCCAAAAAGGUAAUAUUGUCUUUGUGACACUUCGUGGUGAAAAAGGACGCUAUGUGGCAGUACCAGCCUGUGAACAUGUUUUCAUCUGGGACUUAAGGAAAGGAGAGAAGAUCCUCAUCCUUCAGGGGCUUAAACACGAAGUCACUUGCUUGUGCCCCUCCCCAGAUGGACUGCACUUAGCUGUUGGUUAUGAGGAUGGGUCUAUCCGAAUCUUCAGUCUCCUGAGUGGGGAAGGAAAUGUGACCUUCAAUGGACACAAAGCAGCCAUCACUUCCUUGAAGUAUGAUCAGCUAGGAGGCAGGCUGGCAUCUGGGUCCAAGGACACAGAUGUUAUUGUGUGGGAUGUGAUCAAUGAAAGUGGCCUCUACCGUCUAAAGGGGCACAAGGACGCCAUCACACAGGCCUUGUUUCUCCGAGACAAGAAUCUGCUAGUUACUAGUGGGAAAGAUACCAUGGUGAAAUGGUGGGACCUUGAUACCCAGCACUGCUUCAAAACAAUGGUUGGCCACCGAACUGAGGUGUGGGGGUUGGUCCUGGUGUCGGAAGAAAAGCGACUCAUCACCGGGGCUUCCGACAGUGAACUGAGGGCUUGGGACAUAGCUUAUCUGCAAGAGAUUGAAGACCCAGAAGAACCAGAGCCCAAGAAAAUCAAAGGGUCUUCCCCUGGAGUACAGGACACACAUGAAGCAGAGGAUGGUACCCUUGAGAUGGAUGAAGCUCCUGAGGAUCGCAUCCUUACGUGCAGGAAAGCCGGUUCCAUAAUGCGGGAAGGAAGGGACAGAGUUGUGAACCUUGCAGUUGACAGGACAGGCAGGAUUCUUGCUUGCCAUGGAACUGAUUCUGUGCUAGAAGUAUUUCGUAUCCUUUCCAAGGAGGAAAUUCAGAAGAAAAUGGACAAGAAGAUGAAGAAAGCUAAAAAGAAAGCCAAAUUAAAUUCUUGCAGGGAGGAGGAGGAAGACCUUGAAGUCAGUGUUGAAAUGAUCCUGCAAGAUGAAAUCCAAAGGGUGACUAAUAUCAAAACUGCUGCCAAAAUCAAAUCCUUUGACUUGAUCCAUACUCCUCAAGGAGAGUUAAAGGCUGUCUUCCUGCUGCAGAACAACUUGGUGGAAUUAUAUUCACUGCAUCCAUCCCUGCCAGCUCCUCAGCCCGCCAGGACAAACAGAAUUACCCUCGGGGGUCAUCGCAGCGAUGUGCGGACUUUGUCAUUCAGCUCAGACAAUAUCGCUGUCCUUUCAGCUGCAGCUGAUUCCAUUAAGAUAUGGAACAGGUCUACACUGCAAUGUAUUCGCACGAUGACCUGCGAAUACGCACUUUGCUCAUUCUUUGUGCCUGGCGAUCGGCAGGUGGUCAUAGGAACAAAGACGGGAAAGCUGCAGCUUUAUGACUUGGCCUCAGGAAAUCUGCUGGAGACAAUAGAUGCACACGAUGGAGCUUUAUGGUCCUUGUCUCUCUCUCCAGAUCAGCGUGGCUUUGUGACAGGUGGUGCAGAUAAAUCUGUCAAGUUCUGGGAUUUUGAGUUGGUGAAAGAUGAAAACGGUACCCAGAAGAGGCUUUCUGUGAAACAAACGCGAACCUUGCAACUCGAUGAAGAAGUUCUGUGUGUCAGUUACUCUCCUAAUCAGAAGCUGUUGGCUGUGUCUUUGCUGGACUGUACUGUGAAAAUUUUCUAUGUUGAUACUUUAAAGUUUUUUCUCUCACUGUAUGGACACAAACUGCCUGUCAUAUGCAUGGAUAUCUCUUAUGAUGGAGUACUGAUAGCUACUGGCUCUGCUGACAGGAAUGUGAAAAUCUGGGGUCUGGACUUUGGGGACUGCCACAAGUCUCUGUUUGCACAUGAUGACAGUGUGAUGUACCUAAAGUUUGUACCCAAGUCUCAUCUCUUCUUCACUGCUGGGAAAGACCAUAAGAUUAAGCAGUGGGAUGCAGACAAAUUUGAACACAUACAAACUCUGGAGGGGCACCACCAGGAAAUAUGGUGCUUGGCCGUAAGCCCCAGUGGAGACUAUGUUGUAUCAUCAUCCCAUGACAAAUCUCUGAGACUCUGGGAGAGAACGAGGGAGCCUCUUAUUCUUGAGGAAGAAAGGGAGAUGCAAAGGGAAGCAGAAUAUGAGGAGAGUGUGGCCAAAGAAGACCAACCAGCAGUUCCUGGAGAGACUCAAGGUGACAAUUACUUUACUGGAAAGAAAACUAUUGAAACUGUCAAAGCAGCUGAGAGGAUCAUGGAGGCUGUUGAACUAUACCGAGGAGAAACUGCAAAAAUGAGAGAACACAAAGCCAUUUGUAAAGCUGCAGGGAAGGAGGUUCCUCUUCCCAUCAACCCCAUCCUGAUGGCUUAUGGCAGUAUCUCUCCUUCAGCUUAUGUGUUGGAGGUUUUUAAAGGAAUCAAGUCAAGUGAGCUGGAAGAAUCUCUACUUGUGCUGCCUUUCUCCUAUGUCCCAGACAUUCUUAAGCUCUUUAAUGAGUUCAUCCAGCUGGGCUCUGAUGUUGAACUUGUAUGUAGGUGCCUCUUCUUUCUCCUCAGGAUUCACUUCGGCCAGAUCACUAGCAACCAGAUGCUUGUGCCAGUGAUUGAAAAAUUAAAGGAAACAACUAUUUCAAAAGUCAGCCAAGUCCGGGAUGUCAUUGGCUUCAACAUGGCAGGUCUUGAUUAUCUCAAGAGAGAAUGCGAGGCAAAAAGCGAAGUUAUGUUUUUUGCUGAUGCUACCAGCCAUUUGGAAGAAAAGAAGAGGAAGAGGAAAAAGAGGGAGAAGAUGAUUUUAACAUUGACUUAGAACUGAAAUGUGGUACCAUUUUCAACUUUUUCUUGAAAAGGACUUCCAAACUAAGCAGCAGUAGAGUUGGUGUAAUCUUUGCAAUAAAUAAGAGGUUAUCAUGUUGCAGAAGAUCAUAGAAUGUGUUUCCCAACUUUGCCAGAGGGAAUUCGAGCAUAGGAGUAUGGGCUCCAUUUCUUGGACUGAAACACUGACUAGUUGAAAAUCUGUGCUCUGAAUGGUGAGCCCUGCAGGACUUGUUCCCUUUAUAUUCUAGCAGGAAGCAAAGAACUUUUUAAAAUUAUUUGUUUCACUAGAGUUGAAAUUAGCAUUCCAAAAAUUUUCCUUAUUUCUUUUAUGUCAGAAGAUUUGUUGUGUAAUUUGUUACCUCUCUGUAUUAGGUUUUACCACCUACUGAGACUAUGAGGUAUGUAACUGAUUGCCCUCUGCCCAUAAAUGCAGAGUCCUGGACUUACAGAGCUGAAAGGGACCAUAAAAGUUACCUAGAACAGCCGCCUUAAACGUAACCUCUUGCAGGUUGUUUUAUCUGUAUAUUAAAAGAUCCUAAUUGCUGUUUAUACUUCCCUAA